AUGGAGAAAGAGGCGGAAAGCGAGGCACUGUCGAGGGGCAAAGAUGCACUGUACAACAUGAAGAUCAUGUGCUUCUUGGAUGCCCAGCUGGAGAAGCUGGAGGGCUUCAAGGCACCUGCCUCACCACAGAAGGCCAGCUUUGAGAGGGAGAUUGGGAAGGGCAAGCGCCUGUUAUACAAGCAUGCCCACCAUUUUGAUGUCAAGGAUUUCUACAGCACCAGCGUCGCCCGCGAGGCCGUGCAGGAGAUCUGUAUGUGCCUAAAGGACACGCUGAAGGUGUGGGGAAUGCAGGGAAAGGCAAGCUUGGAAGAUAGGGUACCAAUGGGUGACGUGAAAGAAGACCAGGACCAACUGGGCAAGCUCCUGAACUUCGUGCUGAGGGAUGUGCCGUGCAGCAUCGAGCCAAAAUUCGUGAAGCGUUGGGAGGACAUCAAGGCUUGCCACGCAGAAAGCAUGCAGCGGGUCAAGGUCAUCGACGAAUGUGAGCUCGAGAUGGGACAGCAGCUAGGUGAAGGGGGCCAGGGCGCAGUGUAUGCGGCAGUGUGGAACUCAAAAAGUGUGGCCGUGAAGACGCCAGUCUGGAGGGGACCAAUGGCCGGGGGGGGCGAACUGCCAAUCGAGGAUAUUGCUGACUUUUUCAAGGAGAUCAUCUUUCAUGCUGGAAUUAAUGACCAUCCACAAAUUGUCAAGCUCCUGGCCGCCACCUCCUCAGGGGGGAUGGUGCUGGAGAAGGCAAACUGUGACCUGGGCAAGCUGUGCUUUGCUGACAAGGGGCUACCCUGGAGGUCCAAGGUGAGGCUGCUCCGUCAGGGGAGCACAGCCCUGGCAUACUUGCAUUCCAAUGGUCGGGUGCACCAGGACGUCAAGCUGCAGAACUUCCUCAUGUUUGGCACUGACCUUGAGACCUGCACACUCAAGAUCAGUGACUUCGGACUGACAGUCAUGGAGACGGCAUCGAGGAGCAAGACAGUGAGGAUCGGCAGUGGCACGCUGAACUACAUUGCCCCUGAGUUCUACCACGGCAAGCCCACCAGCCGCAAGUCGGAUGUGUAUGGCUUCGGGGUGCUGUGCCAUGAGGUCAUCAGUGGGCAGAAGUCAUACGGUGGGGAGGUAGCCACCCAGUUCACGAUCAUGAGAAAGAAGAUCGAUGGGGAGGCACCGUGCCAGGUCCAGGACAAGGACUGUCCCCCAGCAGCGCGAGAGCUCGUGAACUUGUGCUGCGCCACUGACCCAGAGGCCAGGCCAACAAUGGAGGAGGUCAACAACAGACUGCUGCAGCUGCCCGAUGAUUGGGUGUUUGAGGAGUGCAGUGCUGGCAAGGAAAAUGAGGUGCAAUUGAGGGAGGCAGCUAAAAAUGGACUGAGGGAUGUUGUUCAAAGCUUGCUGAAAAGAGGAGUGCACGUCGACGCCCAAGAUGAGAAUGGCGCCACACCACUGUACUUUGCAGCACGAUUUGGAGAUGUUGAAGUUGCAGAAGUUCUGAUCGAUGCCAAUGCAACGUUGGAUUCGACGACAGUGGGCGGCGCCACGCCUCUCUUCGUUGCAGCACAAAAUGGCGAAGUCGAGGUGGUAAGAUGUCUCCUACAGGGAGGCGCAACUGUGGACAGGCCAAACAAGGAUGGCGCCACUGCCCUAUACAUUGCAGCGCAGAAUAAGCACGUCGAGGUGGUGGAGGCACUCAUUGAAGCGAAGGCGGAUGUCAACCAUGCUUGCACCAUGGAGGAUGGCUCCACUGCCUUGAUGGUCGCGGCUUUCACAGGAAGCAAGCAAAUUGUAAAACUGCUCAAGGAAAAGGGCGCCAGCAUCGACCAUUCGAACAAGUCAGGAAACACUGCCUUGAUGUGGGCGCAGCAGCAAAGGCACGACGAAGUUUCCACAUAUUUGCGUAGGCAGGGCGCUCGCAGCAGUUAG
Messenger RNA from Ostreobium quekettii, 1911 nucleotides. NCBI's taxonomy places the organism in Eukaryota, Viridiplantae, Chlorophyta, Ulvophyceae, Bryopsidales, Ostreobiaceae. The record is from the annotation of a GenBank genome assembly.